Molecule: messenger RNA, 10772 nt
Organism: Haliotis rubra (blacklip abalone)
Lineage: Eukaryota; Metazoa; Mollusca; Gastropoda; Lepetellida; Haliotidae
Product: AF4/FMR2 family member 4-like
Exons: 20
Coding region: 771-4790 (1339 amino acids)
Biological process (GO): regulation of gene expression
Cellular component (GO): super elongation complex; nucleus
Source: RefSeq, a predicted model, not a curated record
UUCUCAACUGUAAUGGCGAUUCAAGGCUGUUAUCAUCACGUUUUAUGUUCUAGGAAUUUCACUGUUGUGCGACUCUCCUGACAAUUCAGAUGGAUAUGCCAUCAACCUUUAUUUCUUGUUUUAACUAACUGUUUUAAAGUUUGUUUCCACUGGAUAGUGAACGGUUAUUUCUCAAGGUCUCAACAUGUAGGCCGUCAUCGUCGUCUGAAAGCUGCGUUCCCUGUUUCACGAAUUUGUGGAACUGUUGUGAUCGACAGUAUUUCAUUCUGGCUCAUUUGUUGACAACUUGUUUUUAAAACAAACAAGUCCAAAAUGUCUGGUCAUCAAAGACAUGAUAAGGAGCGUCUACGUGAGUUGGCGCAGAAAGAGAGAGCCACCAAAGCCAACACUUCCGCCUCUGACAGCCCCGCCAUGCCACUCUUUGACAGACCUUGCAAGGUCCAGAAUUCAAAUGAAGGUGAUGACAUGAACCAAAAGAUUCGUCAGGUGCUUGGAGAUUUUUCUGACUUCAAGAGCAGAGGUCCCAAGUACACGAUAGGUGCAAUGCCGGCACCCACAACUCCACAACCUCAAACCAGUAGCAGCAAGUUUUUAAGCAUCCAAGCACACAGAAUGGUGCUUUAAGACAUGGAGAAAACAAAUCUACACAUGACCACAGCCGCCGCAGUUUAGAGGGAUCAGGGUACAAAUCCCAGCCUGGUCAAAGCACAGAUUUUGAUCCUAAGUCAGUGGACAUCAAAUCUGGCCAUGGACAUAAACAACGGAGUGAUAUGAAAUCUAGCCAUGACCACAAAGCAGGGUACAGCGACAAGAGAAGUCGAGACCACAGUGCUGACUCUUACAAAGCAGGAAGAGAACACAGAAGCCAUCAUAGCAACCAUGAUCGAACUAGAAUGCCCUCAGAUGGAGGUGGGGGAUCUGAUGGUGGUGGUGGUAGUGGAGGAAGCAGGCGAAGUCACUCCAGCGAACGCUCCAUCCAUUCCAAACAACCGAGUAGCAGCCACUCCCAGUCAUCCUCCUCUUCACAACAGUCUAGUCUAUCCAAUUCCCAGUCCCCAGCAAAACCAAGUUUCCCAUCAAUGCAUUCACCCUUGUCAUCACAAAGCAAGUAUCAGCUUCAUUCCAAACACUCCACCAGCCCUAGUCCUAGUCAAACUGCCAGCAAAUCACAGACUUCAUCCAAUAUCAUUGUCCCAUCUCCCAAAAAGUCACCGGGCUCAGCCAGCAAGCCAAUGUUCCAGUCUAAACCUUCUUCUGGUUCUCACCACAGUACUUCGUCAUCUGUCCCAAACCAGGCCAGUAACAUGCCUCUCAAAGAGUCAACGACUCCACCAAACGGUAUUAUCAGUCGGGGACCCUUGGUCAAGCAACAACAGAAAAACAAAUUGCCAAAGCUUCUCAUACAGUCUGAGAACAAUGCCCCGUCUUUUGGAAUUGAAGGUCUCCAUGACAUAUUCAAUGAAAUGAGAAGUAUCCCUGCACCUGUGUCAGAAAUUAAUACACCAAGAAAAUCAGAGGAAAAACUGUCAUUCCAAAUUCCACCAAAGCUUGGAAAGGAUGUCACACUUCCGAAAGCUGACAUUGGGACAGCAAAACCAGAAGAAGAGGAAGAAAAGUCACAAGUAUCCUCUCUUGGAAUGUCAGAAAACUCCCUCGCAGAUGACUUACAUGUCAGUGAUGACAGUGAAACUGAGCAGGUACCCACGGAUAUCCAAUCCAAUAAAGCCCCGAGCGUGAUAGCUGCUAAGAAGAGAGAGGUGGAGCCAGGAGCCAGCAGAAUGUCAUCAGGCUCUGACAGUUCCAGUGAUGGGAGUGACAGCAGUUCAUCCUCUGAAGGGGAAACCUCAUCUUCUGAAGGGGAAGAAGAGGAAGAAGGAAAGAAGGAGGAACAAGUGGAAGUGAAGAAAGAAGAGGAGCAAACAGAAACACCAAAAGAGACGCCAUCUUGGGGCUUAGGCGGCUUUAUAGAACAACUAAAGAAGUCGUCCCCUGAGGCACCAAUUCCGAAGAAGUCAUCUGAGAAACAGAAAGAGAUUGAUGAAACCAAUGAUGAAAUGCUUGAUGAAAUAUUGCACACCACAAUCACUUCACAGACACCUCUGAAAGACAUUGGUCCUGCAUCCACGCUGUCCUUCUCCACAGACCAUCUGGAUGCUGACUUUAUGUCUGAGCGUCAUCAGAAUGGUGCAGAUUCUGGUUGUGAUUUGCCAGGUAACAAUGACAGAACUAACACCAGUCUGGGGAGCCUUGGUUCUCCUGACACUGCCAGUACAUGCAGCAGCACCAGCUCAAAACCUUCCAGUGGAAAACCUGAAAAGAAAGGGCGAGGUAGGCCCAGUCUAAGUUCCAUGUCUGAUAGUUUGCAUAGUACAUCUAAAACUGAGGGGUCUGAUUUAUCCAGUUCCCUCAGUAAAAGCAAUAGUGGUGCAAGCAAAUCUAGAAAUACACCCAAGAAAGACUCUAAAAGAGACAAACCUAAGUCUGCUCAUGAUGAAAAGAAACGAAGGAAAACUGAUUUCAAAUCUAAACCAAGGAUUUCUGACAGUGAAGAUUCUGAAAUAGAUGUUGUCACUGUUACUCCUGGCAAAGUUCCUGCAACAAUGGCCAAUUCUAUCAUUGAUGAGGAUAAAGAUAAAGAUAAAUAUUGCAACAAGUUAUUUUCCUCCCCUAAAAGAAACAAGACAUCUCCUGUUAAACUUCCUGUUUCUCAAGAAAAGGAGGAAAAAGACAAUAAAAGUGCAACAAAAGACAGAGUUAAAGAAGUUAAAAAUAAAACAUCAAGUCAUCGCAAGAAAGAACGUGAUAAGGACAAAGAUAAAAGUGAUAAUAAUAAUGAACGUAACCGAAGGAAAGAGCACAGAUAUGUGUCUUCACCAGUGUCUGAUUCCAAAGUGGAUGUGCAUAGUGAGAAACAUGUUGAUGCCAUCAUUGAGACCACAAAUGAGUUCAAACCCCCAAGUUUACUUUCCCCCUUUGCAUCCCCAACCAAGACCCCCAUUGCCCCAUUGUUGUCUCCCUUACCAAUCCCACCCCAAUCUUCUUGCCCCAACUUGACUUUUGCCAAUGGAAAGCCGGCCAUUAUGGUGGAGAUUAAUCUUUCUUUAUUGGAUCAUAUUCCUUCCAGUGCUAAUUCACAAAGUGCUUCAGCUCCAUCUAUAGUCAAAUCGGAAAAUAAGAGUUUAGAUUUUUCUGAUACGGAAAAGAAAAGUUCUAAUGUUGGAGCUAAACACACUGAUUUAUCUCAUAAAAAUGCUGAUAUUUUCCCAAAGAGUGCUGAUGUGACACCAAAAAGUGCUGACAAGUCACAAAAGGGAAUGGAUAUUUCUGAAAAAUGUGCAAAAAGUACCGAAAAGAGUACAUCAAGGAGUGUUGAAAAAAGUUCCAAAAUUGUGGCAAAAAGUGCAUAUUGUGUGGAUAAAAGUGCAAAUAGUAUAGAAAAGGGUGCAAAUAAUAUAGAUAAGAAUGCAAAUGCAUCAUCACCUGGAUAUAAAGAAGAGGAUAUGUGUGAUGACACUAAGGACAAUGAUCCUCAGGUGACACAGGAUAAAGUGCCACGAUCUCACAAACGGAAAGGUGACAGUGAGCGUCAGGAGAGUACUGGUAGCAAAAGGCACAAGUCCACUUCCAAAUCCAGCAAGAAGUCCUCAUCAGAAGAUCUUCAUAAUGGCAGCCAGGAAGGGGAAAGUGAAGGUGGUGGCAAGUUGCGAGCUGGGGAAAGACGGAACAGUUCAUCAAGCACAUCUAGUCGGCACAGUAUUACCAGCAGCAAGUCUAAGAAGAUGAAGAUCGAAGAUAAAAUCAAGAAAGAGCCUUCAAGUCCAGACAAGCAUAAAAAGCAGCGUCAACAGCAAGAUAAGAAUGAUGUGCCUCACCAAAAUGGCCAGGAUCACCUGCCCUUUCACUCUUACAAUGAAGGAAGUAGUGUCAAGUCAGACACAACUCAGGAUAAUGCACCACGGGUACCACAAUCUGGAUGUCACCAGGAUGAAAAGUUGGAAUCAGCAGAAAGAUACUUAACUAAGGCUAAGGAAUUGAAGCACCUUGCUGAUAAGGACAAACCGGCCAAAUUCUCCCUGUACAUCAAGUCAGUGUUGUCAUUCGUCCAGUGUGGCUGUGCCAUGGAGAAGGAGGCAAUUAGUGAACCUCAGAAGAUAUUCACCAUGUAUUAUGAAACACUUCAACUACUCAAACAAGUGAUUCGUGUGCGGGUAACAUGCAUUGACCCUGAUAUGCCCAUCACAGACAAGAGGUUAUCAGUAUUAUUAUUACGCAUCCAGUCAUUGUUAUGUCUCAAGUUAUUUCAGUUAAAGAGGCCAGAAGUAUUGAAAUUCAAGAAAAUCAUCGAUGGUGACAACACCAAAACUGCCUCAGCCAAGUCCCCCCAUCUCAGCAGCAUCCCAAACCGCAGUAUAGGAACCCCACCUCCCAUCUCCCCAACACGCUCCCCUGCUGGCAGCAUUGGCUCAGUCGGAUCACAGGGUAGCUGUGACUUGCCAUCCAACAAGCUGACAAAUGGUAACUUAAGCUCAAGUGCCACCACUCCAAUGUCAUCGCCAGGGACUAUCAAUGUCUCCCAGCGAAUGCAUUCCGUCAUGCAACAAUAUAUCAACUUCUCUGGUUAUCUCGUCACCAGUCAUGAUCUCUGGUUGCAGGCAGAUACUGCUGCACAGGAGUUUAAAGAAUUUUUUGAUGUCCUUGACAACACCUGUGGCCCUCUGUCCUUACACAGUAGUGUCUUACAGCUGGUAUAUUAUGUGAAUGAAGGUUUACGGUUGCUGAAGGAUACAUGACAUAGGGCUUGUCCCAGUGCUCACUGACAACACAACCAGGUGCUGAACUAAAAUGGUCAACAGCCUAAUCACAGUCUCAUUAUAUAUGUAUAAUGUGAUAUGUCAAGGACUGAGAAUAUUGACUCCAUAAGUGCUCCCUUCACAUCUUGGCUGCAGCAUUGUGAAAUCCGUAUCAUGCCAGACCUACAUACCAACAAAAUAUUGUGCUUUUCAGUGUACUGAUCAUCAACGUUGCCUAUUGCCACAUGCUAUAUCAUUAGGACAUGUUCAUUCAUCAGAGUUACCACGUAAUGAAACAAUGAAGAAAACUCAACGAGAAAGUAUGGCAACAGUCUUCAUGGCUCAGUUUCAACCCAUUCUUGAACUCAUCUGACAGACAUAUUGUCUUCCAAAGGGCGGCCAUGUUUUACUCAAUGAAUGGGACAUAUCCAGCUCAGCUCUGAAGAUAUAUCCACAGUGCAACACAUUGCCAGUUAAUGAAUCAACCCCAGUGGCUGUAAAACAGCAAACAAGAUCCAUCAGAUCCCUGAAAUAUGUGAAGACUGAUUAUCCAAUAUGUGCCCUCUAAAUGGCCAUCACCAUAACCCAGUGCUCAUUAUUUAUUGUAAUUUAUUGCCCUGGAAGAGGAGCAGCUAAUUACAUGCCUACAGUGACUGACAGAUCUCGGUGUUUUCCCACUCUCCUAGUCCACAACCAAAUGCAGGCCUCCCUACCUGUGUGUGUGAACAGACCUUCUCUUGUUAAUACAGAGAGGCAGGCUAAGUCAUAUGCAAUUCCUGUGGAUGCACGUACAGAAAGCCUGCCCUGAGAAUCUCACCCUAUAGAACUGACAGUUUGAAGCUGCAUACAGUUGGCUGGACAUUCUGACACUAUGAAUGGUAGACUGUUAAAGUUGGCAGGAUGCUGCUGCUUCUGUGACCACAACAUUGGGAGGGAAGUUGACCCCUCGAAACAUGUGGCUUACUUUUGUACUCACAUGACCAUUUUCUGUUUGUAAAUUUGUUUGGAAGACUACCACCAGUUUGGAUGCUAUUCUCAGCUGUACAUAUUCUCAUACCUUUUUGAAAUGAUGGUAUUUCUGUUUUUAAGUCCACUCCACUCACUGUGUUAUACCCGACUACCUUUUAUGAAAUUGUUUGGGAUUUGUGUGAUGUCCCCUCUCCCUAUAAUCCUCCCUUCUGUGUUGCUGUUCUUCAUGUUGGUGUUAGCUCUCAAUUUGGUCGACUGACAGCUCCCUAGCUUCACGACUGGCGUCUAUGGCUGGCUCGUCGACCUACACAAGUGCUGUGUCCUUAUUCUGUGAUUCUCUCUUGUCUUGUACUGUUGGAUUUGGGAAAUAACCAGUCAAUGGGCUCAUGAUAGGAAUCAAAAUGCCAAAAGUUGUCCAAAAGAUUUGCACAUACAUGAAAUUGUAUUUUAUUGUUACUAGAGUGAUGAAUUAUUUAAAGGAUAUCAAGACACUGGAAAAUAUUUUCACCUUUCCAUGUAUGUACAUGGCAAAACCUAUCAUAAUAUCUUUCUUUGGGAUUAGGGGUUCAUGUGUUUCUGCUUCCAGUUUAUACAUAUAUGGUACAGUUGUCAUGCGUCUCAUUUCGUUUGUGUCAUGAUCAUUUUUAUAAAUAUAUAUAUACAUACAUGUAUAUCUUUUAUAUAUAUAUAUAUACAUAUACAUAUACACUCCAAUACGAUGGUGUUUGAGCCAGUCAAUAUGGUCUGAGUCAGUAGCAAUAGGCCCAUCAUGUUUUGUAGCUUUCAAUCAUGUGACAAUGGGUAGCCAGUGGUGCUGCUACUGGAUGACUAUGGAGGUUGGAAUAACAUGAGGAAAUACUCCACAGCAGAUGCCAUGACAGCUAUGACAUUGCCACCAGUCUACUAAACCCAUAUCCUGGCUAGCUCUCGAGACAGCAUCGGAGUGUCACAUCCCUCAUUCCAACAUCAUCAGUAAGACACAUGGUCAUCACCUCUCUGGAGUUUCCCAUGCAGUAAAUCAGUGUUCCAGAAGAAAGUUGUUUCACAUACUUUCUAAAAAUGACUAAUCAUUGAUGUUUGAUUUAUGUCCUGUGAUAGAAACAUUUUUGACUUUGGCAACAGAGGAAUCAGCUUUUGUUUGGUGUAGUAUUUAUCUUUUAAAAGUAUAAGUAGAACCGGUAGUUAAUUAACCUCGCAAGCAUACUGAUGAGAAAUCUGUUCAGUGUUUUAUCAGUCAUAAUUGUAUUUUGUGAAUAUGUUUGGCCAUACAGCAAUUAAUUUAUGCUAUGGGGCCAACAAACGGAAUCCUUGUGUUUUGUACUUAAGUAUGAUGUUAUGCAUUUCUUCCUAUGCAUUGUGAAAUUCAGUAUUGCUCACCCAAGACACUGUCAAAUAUUCUCCUUCAUCAGAUAUUAUUUUGCAGAAUUCAAAAUUCUGAUAUUUAUUUCCCCAAUUAUGUACGACACCAAUCACAACUAUCAUGAUUGACAAAGGGAGGUAACUAACUAUUAUUCAUGUGGCUUGUCACUGACAAUCUUGCAUUAAGGCAACUCAUUACAUGUACACUGUCAGACAGAAUGUGGUGCUGUAAGCAUCAUCUACACAUGAUACAAAUGUCUUGAUGUAAACUUGAAAACCUUUAUGGCAAAGGCCAUGUCAAGUCCUCUUCAGUAUUCCUCUGAUGUCAGGCUGCAGUUGUACUUCAGGGAAAACAGCAUUUGUAUGUGCAGACAAUUCAUUCAAAACUGCAAGUAUUUUGCAUGCGAUGUUAUAGAAAUCUAAAUUAUAUUCCUUAUUAUAAUUAAGAGAAAACAUAUUCUUUAAAAGAUGUAUUUUUAUAGCAAUGUUCAUGAAUACUAAACUUGCAAUAUAUAUUGAUGUUCUACUACACUAUUGACAUGUAGUCAGGAUGCAAUCAAAGCUUUGUGGAGAAUCACAUGUGAGAUCUUAAUGAAAAAUCAUGUUACAAAUCAAAUAAUAGACCAAUAGUCUGGAGAACAGAUUCACUACAAUGAUAUGUUUCACUCCAAAAUAAUCCUGACAAAUGAAAUAUCUGCUUGCUGCAUGAUAUCACAAUGUUAAAGAGGAAAGCAAUUCUAAUAAUAAAUCAUAUUUAAUAAUAGAUUGGAACUAAGCUGUAUGAAUAAAUUGUGUUGUAUCAAUGCAUCUGUUACUGAGAUGAUGUGAUAAUAAACAUGAGACAUCUGAGGGAGCACACCUGUAACCUUAGUUUGCGACAGCACAAUGCCCAACAGGCACAUGCAAUCAAAAUGAUUACUUGCAGUCAAUAAUUGUACAUUCACAUUCUUACUAUAAUUCCAUACUUGAUUCUAUUUUGUUGACAAAAUUAUUUUGCAUUAUAGUGGUUCGUUGCAUGAAACAAUGAAAUAAGUUUCACCCAACAAGAAUUUCUUGUGCUACUGUAUCAUAAGUGCUACUAGAAUUUGUCGUACAUUGUUGCAUGUAAUUGUUACACCUAUGCAGCUCACGUAACCGUGGUGACAGGACAGUCACACUCUUUGCUUCUGUAAUUACCUAAACUUUGGACUUCACUAGUAUCCCAACCAUCAUAUUUCUCAAGCCAAAUGUUGUCAGCCGUCAACACCAAUACUACUUUGAGGAACACUGAUGCUUGAGUCUUCAAUUUGAAAUCAAAUGAGAGGUUUAUAAAAAGCUGUUUAACCCAGUUCAUUCAGUGUUUUAAGGUCAUAUAUUUUAUGGGUAAAGAUAUGCAAUAAACAAUCAAUAUGCAAUACAAUAGGUAAUUGUUUUUAUUGUAUUUUGGGUAGUUGUUAUGAAGAGCAAGCAGACAUUGGACCAUUUCAGUGUAUAAAAGUAAUUACAUUUCUAGUCCAAGGUUUAGGCACUUACUCUUCUAUAUUGUUCUGAUUUGAUGAAGCCCCAUUUGUUGCAACAAUGAAAUCAUUCUAUACACGCAAACCAUAUCAGUGUUUAUCUUUUGCUUCCACUAAAAGGGAAAAUGUAAUAUACUUUUGUAGUUUCCAUAAGUUGAUAUUGAAAUGACAUAUUUGGAUUAUGGUUAUUUACUUAACAAGUAAAACUCCUAAGUCCAAUUUUUUUUUACUCCCACAUGUUUUCAAAUUAUGAGUAUCAAGCUACAGGUGAAAUCUUAUCCAUAUGUGCACAGUAUUUACAGAUAGAAUAUUUCCUUGAAAUUUGUCAGUCCUUGAUUUGCAAAACAUUCACAAAUUCAUUUGGACAUAAUCCUUUUUAUGGACCCGUUUCUUACUUACAAUCAUUCCUUUAAUUGGGACUUUGAUCACAGUGGGUUUGAUCAGGCAUAUGCCUACUUUAAUGUUGAGUCAUUUGGAUCAGAAUGAUGCCAGUGCUGACACCAUGAAGCCAAAUAUAUAUGAGGAUGUCUUUCCUAGUUCAUUUCUUUGAUUUUAGGGAUUUUAAGACAAAAGAAUACUAGGAAUAAUGGACAAGGAAUGAAAUCUGUCUUACCAAGACUGUCAAUUCCUAAAUAUUCAAAUUAAGAUUGUGGGGUUUAAUUGAAAAGGAUUUUCCCAUGACUCUGAAAUAAGUAUACAAAUGAACUAUGACCUAAAACUAAGAACAUCUGAAAUAGAAUUUGUUGUUCUUUUGGAUUAAGCUGUGUGACGUUGGCAUUGCUGAAAGUGAAAUAUGCCAUCAUGGGAAAGAGGGAGGGGGGAUUGGCUGUUUCAACAUGUGUCUUAUCAGUUCUUGUACAUUGUACUUCUUUUAUUUAUGUCUGUUUUACUUAACUUUGUACAUACCUAUUAUGUAGAUGAUCUAUCUACCAACAGUAAGUAAUACUGUUAACAAAUUAUGCACAAAAUACAUGUUUUAUAAUGAUUGAAUUGCAUAUUGAUAAUUUAUGUAGUUAUUUAUUGACCUCAAAGGACAUGAUUUUAUUUAUUUGGGGGUUAAGAAUUAAUGCCGGCUUAGAUAAGUUGACAAGACAGUUUUGUGCAUUAUCUUACAGAUAUGAAACUGUUUUUAACAUUUCAGUGCUGAGACCAAAUUUAUUUCUGAAGCAUAAUGUUUAGGGAAUCAUGCUUUAAGGGCAGGAAAUCUGUCAUUAUUUUAGUUAUGGACAUAUCUUAGUUUCAGAAUGCCAAUUUUCUUCUAUAGAAUCCAGAACGUCAAAAGCUUUGUAGAUUGUACAUUUUGAAAGGCACCAGAGAGCUGUUUAGUGUUAUUUACAUACUAAUAACAGAUAUGUUUAUUAAAGUUAUUGCCAUAGAUUUAAAUUGUGAUUUGAGUUUGCAUAAAUGAAUUCAACCUAUUUGUAUGAUGCAUUUCAUAGUCAAUUGCUGUAACCACAGAACAUCUAUAUCGCUACUGACAUGUUCUCAACAAAUGUUUCUCUAUAUAUGAACUGUGCCUAUCAGGUGAUCAUUGUCAUGUGUACAAAGUUUUUGAUCAUUUGGACUCCAUGCUCAUGCAAUAUCAGAAGGGAGUCUUGGCUGUACUCAUCAUUUAACAAUUUCACAUCCAUUGUAAAUAUGGUUAGGUUACAAAUUACAUUUCUGUUUUGUAGCUGUAGUUUAUUUUAAUAUUUUAAAGCUGACAUUUCUUCUUCAAGCAGAAGAAAUGCCAAUCUUUUGUGAUGUUGCCUAAGAGCUACAAAAUGGAAAUGUACAAUAUUUUCCAUGAUAUUGCAGAUACUCUCAUGCUCAUUGUUUCAUUGUAAAUAUCUGAGCAAACAGAUGCAGCACCGUGUCCUAUUUGGAGUAAUCUUAGGCUGCCACAUUUGUGUGAAAUGUUGAGUACAGCUUAUUUGAGUGCUGCCACUCAUUUCAUGGUGACAUUCUUAUUCUUUUUUUUUCAUUAUUUUUUUUUCUGCAUACAUUAUCUCAUUCACAGGUUGUGUAUGUUCUGUUACCGUGGUUAUUUUGUUCUCUGCUUCCAUUAGUUGUUCAUCCCUCAUGCCAUUGCUGUACAUAGCUUUGGCAGACUAUGCUCCAGAUAUUAUAUAUGCAUCAUUUCAUGUUCAUUAUUAAAUACAAAAAUGUGCAGUUAUGA